Messenger RNA from Thamnophis elegans (Western terrestrial garter snake), 6833 nucleotides. It is a transcript of the gene DLC1, whose product is annotated as DLC1 Rho GTPase activating protein. Gene Ontology annotation, molecular function: lipid binding; GTPase activator activity; protein binding. The transcript has 17 exons. The coding region runs from base 95 to 4663 and encodes 1522 amino acids. NCBI's taxonomy places the organism in Eukaryota, Metazoa, Chordata, Lepidosauria, Squamata, Natricidae. Gene Ontology annotation, biological process: signal transduction; actin cytoskeleton organization; regulation of Rho protein signal transduction. The record is from RefSeq and is a predicted model, not a curated record. Gene Ontology annotation, cellular component: membrane raft; focal adhesion.
CCAUUUCAUUGGAUGGAAAAGUUUAUCGAAUCCAUAAUGUUUCCUCCAGCGGAUAUUAUGUCACACUUCAGAACCAAUUGUUAAAUACUAUGACAUGUCUCUAGCAAUCAGAAAAAGGAGCUGGGAAGAACAUGUGACCCAAUGGAUGGGCUUGCAUUUUGGAUCUCUUGAUUCUGAUGUAUUAUGCAGGCAUGGCUUAGUAGUUGACAACUUGCAAGCCAGCAUGGAAAAGAGUGAACUUUGGUGUGAAAAUCCGAAAGAAAAAAGUGCUUCUUUGCCAGAUUGCUGUCAUGUUGGAGAGUUGGUAGUCUUCCCCCCAAAGCUUUUCAGCAAUGUUUCCAAAGAAUUAGAUGAAAAUGAAAAUCAUCAAGAAGAAGGAGAAUUUCUCUCGCUGGAAACUAGUGUGGAAACUUUAGUCAAUGUUUCUGUUGGAAGUGAUGAUGGCAACGGUGGCAUCAAGAACACGGACCUCCCAUUGGACACCAUCAAUUGCCAGUUUAUGCCUGUUGAAGAUAAAUUGUUAGCUGAAAAGAAGAGUUUAGAGGAACCUUCAGUGAAGAUCAUCUCAAGAGUAGAAGCAAAGAAACAAUGCGAUCCAGCUGACCCAACUGAAAAAAUGAGCACUUCUCAUUACGAGAGAGCAAUGAAAAACGAUAGCAGAGAAGAAGUUAUCAUACUUGGAUACAACGACUCUAAUGAAAGUAAAGAUGUCUCAAAAGAAAAAAAUUGGGAACCUUCUGUGGAAAAAAGUGUGUUGGACAAGCAGAUAUUUCAUGGAGCUACAGCCGUACAAUAUGAAAAAUUGGAUGCUCCUCAUGAGAAGAAUGAAGGUGCUUUAUUCCACGAUGAAGAUACGUUUUCUCAGCACCGCGGCAAUGAUGCGAUUGUACGAGAUUCCAAUAAUUCUCUUGCACACUCACCUGGUUCUCACAUCUGGUCGGAGGAUAAUAAUGUGGAUAUGUAUAAUCUUGCAAAUGCUCAGAAUGAAUGCAUUCUGAAUGCACCCUUGGUCUCAGAAGUAUCUGAUUUAGAGAAUAAAACGGUAACACGGCAACCUACAGACUGCCCGGUCGUCCUGCGGAAAAAAAAGGAAGCCAGAGACCAAGAUCAGUCACGACUGGACUCCAUGGUGCUACUCAUUCUGAAACUGGAUCAGCUGGAUCAGGAUAUUGAAAAUGCUCUCAGCGAAAGCUCUUCGCCAUCCGGCACAUUGACACAACCGAAAAAGCCCAUCUCUGAUUCGGAAUCACUUCCUGGAGGCACAGUUGACAUCAUUACUUUAAAUAACCAGCAAACGAGCAUACCAUCACCAUCACAUCCUUUACCUCCUCUUCUCUAUGGUGCAGAUAAAGCAUUUCCUAUUCCAAUGGCUGGUUCUGGAGCAAAACCAAAGACUCGGGCUGUGCCAAUUUUUACAGAAAAGUUGAAGGCUGAGAUUGAAGCGAAAGAAGCAUGUGAUUGGCUGCAAGCAGCAGGAUUCCCCCAGUAUGUUCAACUUUAUGAAGACCUGAUCUUUCCCAUUGACAUCACUGGAGUGAAGAGAGAACAUGAUUUCCUGGACAAAGAUGCCAUUGAAGCCUUGUGCAGGCGUUUAAAUACUUUAAACAAGUGUGCAAUGAUGAAACUAGAAAUCAGCCCACACAGGAAACGGAGUGAAGAUUCAGAUGAAGAUGAGCCUUGUGCAAUCAGUGGAAAGUGGAUGUUCCAGCGAGAGAGCAAAAGGUGGUCCAGACUGGAAGAAUUUAACAUUUUCCCUCCAAAGUUCGAUAUGAAUUCCACAUCCCCGGAAGUGGCUCAUCUUAGCAAUGCAACCAGUCAUGAGAACAUGCUGAUGGAGCAGAGUGAACAUCCCGAGGUAACUUCCAUCCACAGCAUGAGCAGCAACAACAGCCAGCCAACUACCUCCCAGGGCGACGUAGUCACCACCAGGACAAACUCGGUCAUUAGCAUCACCUCUUCGGGAAAGCUUGUGGAAAACGAGGGCAGCCUGCCCUCCACAAAAGUGUUAUCAAGUUUUGGUGGCAGUGUGAAAGCCAACGAGAAAAACACCAAAUCCAAAACGAGAAGCCUGCUAAAGAGGAUGGAAAGCCUAAAAAUCAAAGGCUCCCAUCACGGGAAGAGUAAAACUCCGUCCAAGCUUGGCCUGAUCAUCAGCGGUCCGAUUUUGCAAGAAGGCCUGGGUGAAGAGAAACUGAAGCAACUCAAUUGCGUGGAAAUCUCCACCCUCAACGGCAACCACAUCAAUUUCCCCAUGGUCCGCAAAAGAAGCGUUUCCAAUUCCACGCAGACCAGUAGUAGCAGCAGCCAGUCAGAGACGAGCAGCGCGGUUAGCACCCCCAGCCCCAUCACAAGGACACGUAGCCUGGGCACCUAUAAUAAGCGGGUGGGGAUGUACCUGGAAGGCUUCGAUCCUUUCAACCAAUCAACGUUUAAUGAUGUCAUGGAACAGAACUUUAAAAACAGGGACAGCUUUGCAGAAGAUACGGUCUUCUUCAUCCCUGAAGACCACAAACCUGGAACGUUCCCCAAAGCCCUCUCCAAUGGCAAUUUUGCUCCAUCAAAGAGUAGCCCGGUGAACUGGAGAACGGGAAGCUUCCAUGGACACGGGCAUCUUUCUCUCCGGCGUGAGAACAGCUCUGACAGCUCCAAAGACAUGAGCCUAGGAAGGAGACGCAACUCCUCCAGUUCGGUCUGCAGCCGGCUCAGCAUUUAUGACAACGUGCCCGGUUCCAUAUUGUAUUCCAGCACAGGAAAUCUGGCCGAUCUGGAGAACGAGGACCUCUUUCCUGAACUCGACGACAUCCUAUAUCACGUCAAAGGCAUGCAGAAAAUUGUGAACCAGUGGUCAGAGAAAUUUUCUGACGAAGGGGACUCUGAUUCAGCUUUGGACUCCAUUUCUCCAUGCCCUUCGUCUCCCAAGCAAAUCCUGCUAGAUGUGGACAACGACAGGACCAUACCUAGUGAUCUGGACAGCACGGGGAAUUCACUGAAUGAAACAGAGGAGGCCGUAGGAAUCCAGGAGAGAAGGGAUUCUGGGGUGGGGGCAUCACUGACCCGCUCCAACAGGCACAGAAUGAGGUGGCAUAGCUUUCAGAGUUCCCAUCGACCCAGCUUAAGUUCAGUUGCCUUACAGAUCGACUGUCAGUCCGUUGCACAGAUGAACUUGCUGCAGAAGUAUUCCCUCCUGAAAUUAACCGCGCUCUUGGAGAAAUACACCCCUUCCAACAAACACGGCUUCAGCUGGGCUGUGCCAAAGUUUAUGAAAAGGAUAAAAGUCCCAGAUUAUAAAGACCGAAAUGUGUUUGGCGUUCCCCUUAUAGUUAAUGUCCAACGUACUGGACAACCUCUUCCGCAGAACAUACAACAAGCUAUGAGAUACCUUCGUAACAACUGUUUGGAUCAGGUUGGCCUUUUCCGAAAAUCUGGAGUCAAGUCCAGAAUCCAGGCCUUACGACAAAUGAAUGAGAAUGCAAUAGGCAAAGUGAAUUACGAAGGCCAGUCUGCUUACGAUGUGGCUGACAUGCUCAAACAAUAUUUCCGCAACCUGUCAGAACCUCUGAUGACCAACAAGCUUUCAGAGACCUUCUUACAGAUCUACCAGUAUGUGCCAAAAGACCAGCGCCUCCAGGCAAUCAAGGCGGCCAUUAUGCUUCUACCAGAUGAGAACAGAGAAGUCCUGCAGAUUCUUCUGUAUUUUCUGAGUGACGUCACGGCUGCUGUGAAGGAAAACCAGAUGACGCCAACAAAUCUGGCGGUGUGUUUGGCACCUUCUCUUUUUCACCUGAAUACCCUUAAAAGAGAAAAUUCUUCUCCAAGGGUAAUGCAGAGGAAACAGAGCCUGGGUAAACCGGAUCAGAAAGACCUAAAUGAGAAUUUGGCUGCAACUCAAGGCUUAGGCCACAUGAUUGCUGAGUGUAAGAAGCUUUUCCAGAUCCCAGAAGAAAUGAGCAGAUGUCGGAAUUCUUAUACAGAACAAGAUCUUAGACCUCUCAGCUUUGAGGACUUGGGACGAACUAACAACUCUGAGUCUGCCAGUUAUCAUUCUUAUAUCCAGGACUGUAUGGAUGAUUUUUUCAAGGAAAUAAAGGAUAAAUUUAAAGGCUGGGUCAGUUGUCCCACCCCAGAACCAGCAGAACUUGCCUAUAAAAAGGUUUGUGAAGGGCCACCUCUACGGCUAUGGAAAUCCGUGGUGGAAAUCCCUGCGACGCCUGAAGAAGUAUUAAACCGUAUCGUUAAAGAACAGCAUCUUUGGGAUGAAGAUCUUUUAGAUGCUAAAGUCAUUGAGACUUUGGAUAGCCAGACUGACGUUUAUCAAUUUGUACAAAACAAUAUGGCGCCGCACCCAGCAAGGGACUGUGUCAUCCUCAGGACUUGGAGGACCAACCUCUCUAAGGGAGCAUGCGCGCUCUUAGGUUUCUCAGUGGAACAUGACCAUGCGCCCGUCCUUGGUAUUAGAGUGAAUGUGCUGUUGUCCAGGUAUCUCAUUGAACCUUGCGGGAUAGGAAAAUCCAAACUCACCUAUAUGUGUCGGAUUGAUUUAAGGGGACACAAGCCUGACUGGUACACAAAAGCAUUUGGGCACUUGUGUGCAGCUGAGGUCGUGAGGAUUAGAGACUCUUUCCUUAAUCAAAAUCUUGAAGCUAAGGAAGCAACAUCCAGGUGAUGGAUCAAGUGGACCAGCACAGCACCGGCCUGCCUAGAGAUUUUUGGGGAAGGUUGAUUAUCCGCCCUGGGACUGACCAUAUAUUCAUUGGGUCCUGAAGAGAAACUUUCUGGAAUGGGUCUGAGAUUGUUCAUCAAAAUUAGGUGACAAUCCCUAGUGUUUGUUUUUUUAAGCUGCUUUUUUUGUCUGUGUUAGGCCUAUAGUGUAGGUCUUAACUGGAAAAGUUUGGAUGGUGCAACUUUUUUUUUUAAAGGUAAGGUUAAUGUUUGCUUAGAUGCUGUGAAUUGCUUCUGAGAAGCAAAGCUCUAAGACUUAAAUAUAUUUCUGAAAUAUAGUGAAAAUUAUUCAUUCCUACGUUAUGUUAGCUUUAUGUAUGUAUCUGUAUGUCAUUUGUGGAGGGACUGCUGCAGCCACUGGAUUUGGUGUGUUCCUCGGUGGAUUUUCACGAGAGUAAGUGAAGGAAGGUUUGCACGAAGGCAAAGGUGUGAAUGAUUGUCUAACUUGUUGACUGGAGUAUGAAGAGCCCAAAUAGUAGAACCAGAGUGUCUGGCACACUUGGAAGGCAUUGGAAAAUAAUUUAGCAGAUGGGGAAAGAAUUGGCCUAGAAUCUGACUGAGCGACCCAUUACAAGCCUCAACUCUUCAUUCCUCUGAGUUGCUUAUUACUCAUGUGUGUAUCUAAAAAUUGAAAAGUGGCAGGGCAAAGAAUGGUAAAAAAGCAGAACACUUGACACUUAUUUAAGAAAGCCAAUACGGCAAUAAUUUUUCAUGUGCUCCCAGUUGACCUCAGCUUUUCAUAGCUGCCAUAUGAGAAUACAGCCACAUGUUUGCCAUGGGUCAGACUUUAUCUUCUUUGGAAUACUUUCUUAACAAUCUGUAAAGAGCAUCUCAAGAAAAUGUGAAUGAAGUGGCAGCUCCAGAAAAUCACUCCAAGUCUGAAUGUCUUGGAAAGAACAGUACAUCGAUCCUGAUCUAUAGGAUUCCAAGGAUAAGAGAUGAUGUGGGGUGUGGAAGGACAUGCGUACAGCGCCUGGUUUUUAAAGAAGCUGUGUGUUUUCUUAGUGCAUGCCGACAGUUGCGGCAGAAAUCAAAGAAAGGUAUCUUUUGGUUUAAAGCAAUGCCAGUGCUUCAUAUGUGCUACCAAAUCACUUUUGCCUAACACCUAUUAUUUUAGUAUUUGUUCACAUGUUAAGAUACAAAUAGAGGCCUAAACAACAUCUUUGUUUAAUUAACAUAGGAAUAAAUGCUUGUAGUUUUGAGAACAGGGCCAAAACUGCUUUCCAUAGCUGAAAAGGACAACACUGAAAAAAUAUCAUAACUGGAACAUUAUAAAGUUCUGAAGUGUUUCCGCAUAGCAGCUACUCCUAGGAGUUAAACAUGUUCAUAUAACCCAUUCCAUUUUAACCAUAUAACCUCAUUUAUCGACAAGGUUUGGGGGAAAAUAUCCCCCAAAUUUAGAAGCAAUGUAGUUGGAUAAAAAUGAAUAUUUGUGCCACAAAAUUAUAGGACAUAAUGGAAAGAAAUGCAGGUUAAGAUAAACAGAUUAAAAUGAUCAAGAGUUCUAUUGUGAACUUUGUAUAGGACAUCCCAGAAAUAUAAGCCGUGAUGGCAAUAAUAAAUGAAAAUAGGAAGAUGCAUAUACAUUUUACCAGUCUAAAAACUACAGAUUAAUUAUCCAAUGUUUGGGGGGAUGGAGAGGAGUGGAAUUAUUAUUUUGCAUGUAAUAUUGGUCAACAGUUUCUGCACAUCUUUAUGAGCAUUAUUAAUGAAUCUUUUUUUAAAUCCUUUAGAGAAUGACACUGUUUCAGUGAUUGAUUUUACUGUAAAAACAACAAAGCACAGGGAAGAUAAAUACUGUCCUUCCUUCUUGUUACAGAAUAUAUAUACUUUAUUCCAAUGCACUGACUUGAUGUGAAGAAUAGAAAAUCAUUGUAAUCCAUGGUGUUAAAUAACUGGUGUUAUGUAAUUCAAGGGUAAAAAUCUGCCCCAAAAGCAGGACAUCAUGUCUUGCUGUGAAUCCAGCCCUCACCCCUUUCCAUACCUCCAAUGGUGCCCCGCUAUAAAAACCACACUUUGAUUGACGGAUGCACGACUCAGGUGUGAAUGCUAUGAAAUAAAAUGAAAGGUGAUUUAUUUGUAUAUUUGGAAUGAAAUCAUUGUACAGAUCCAUU